AUGAGCUCAAAGCUUUUCAUAACAGCAACAAUUCUAGUUCUAAUCUCUGCCUUAAUUGCAAUUGAUCAUGAGUUUUUGUAUCAGCGAUCUGUUAGAGAAAAAACUUCUAGUGGUCAUGACCAACUUUGGAAAUGGGAAGCUCUUUCACUUGACGGUGCAACCGGACCCGAAAGUUUUGCAUUCGACCCAUUUGGCCAGGGUCCCUAUGCCGGAGUAGCUGACGGUCGAAUCAUCAAAUGGGAAGAACAUGAAAGGCGUUGGAUCCAUUUUGCCAUCACGUCUCAAACAAGGUUGGAUGAGAGUGCAAUCCUUUUGUCUUUGCACAUACCAUUGCUGUCUGCUGACGCAACUCUCCCAAUGAUUAUCCAGAUUCUUCUUCUUCUUCUUAUCAUGUAUCUGGAUUCUUCUUAA
Molecule: messenger RNA, 411 nt
Organism: Dovyalis caffra
Lineage: Eukaryota; Viridiplantae; Streptophyta; Magnoliopsida; Malpighiales; Salicaceae
Source: the annotation of a GenBank genome assembly